CGUGGGUCGUCCUUUAUUUACCUCCGAUAUAAACCGGCGUUGUUCAUAAAUAUUAUGGUCCAUGCAAUGAAGUGCAUUUUCAUGUGAAACACAAUAUAGUAUACUAAUGAAUAUCCAUUGACUUACACUACAGUAUGUAAUCUGUUUCGGAUAGGGAGUGAGGAAGCCCUAUAUGGAUGUGAUAGACGUCAGUUGGGGAGACCCACACAGAGGAGGGCUCAAACCCUUGACUUUCGUCCGACAGGUUCUUGCAGCCUGCUUCUACCCUGAGCUGGUCCAAAGUGAUAAACUGCCAGUGGACGUUAAACAGAGGGCCCGAAGCCUACUGAGCGCAUGUGAUGGGGGGAGUGUAGGCUCAUACACGCUCUCUGAUGGUAUCUCUUAUAUACAGUGCAGUGUGUCCAACUUCAUCUCUCGCCGAGAUGGUGGUGUACCAUCGUCCCCCGAGAAUAUCUUCAUGACAUCUGGCUCCCAGAGGUCUUUAAUGCUGGUUCUGAAGCUGUUGGUCCACAAUCAGGCCUCACUUCCGACAGGUGUGCUGACCGCUGUGCCCAGCUACACUGCUUUCAAAAGUGCGUUGCAAACGCUCGGUGCAACCGUUGUUCCCUACUACCUAGAUGAGGAGCAGGGUUGGGCAAUGGAGGUGGAGGAGCUACGCAGAGCACUACAGGCUUCUAAGGGUAUCUGCAACACAGUUGCCCUGUAUGUCAUCAACCCGGGGAAUCCUACAGGUCAUGUUCAGAGCAGGAAGUGUAUUGAAGAGGUGAUCCGAUUCGCUGCUGAGGAGAGGCUCUUCCUCAUGGCUGAUGAGGUGUAUCAGGAAAGUGUGUUCGGGGAGGGCAGUGAGUUUGUCUCCUAUAAGAAGGUUCUGUCUGAGAUGGGGCCUCCUCUCUCUCACACAGUGGAGCUGGCCUCUUUCCACUCAGCAUCCAAAGGCUUCAUGGGAGAGUGUGGGCUACGCGGGGGGUACGUGGAGCUGGUGAACCUUGACCCCGCCGUCAUGAGGUACGCCUACACCAUCUUCUCCACUGACAUAUGUGCCCCUGUGACUGGUCAGCUAGCCCUGGAGCUCAUGGCUAACCCUCCCAGGCCAGGGGACCCCUCAUACCCGGUCUACGCCCAGGAGACCCAGUCUAUCCAGGCCAUGCUGGUCCAUAACAUGAACUGGGUCCCAGAGGUUCUGAACAAUAUCCCAGGGAUCAGCUGUCAGCCGAUGAUGGGAGGAGCUUUCGUAUUCCCCAGGCUGUAUCUACCCCAAGCAGCCAUUGAGAAGGCCAAGGUGGUGGGGAUGCAGCCUGACCUGUGGUACUGUAAACAGUUACUAGAGGAGGCAGGAGUGUGUGUGCGACCGGGGUGUGAGUAUGGACAGACGGAAGGCAAUCACCACAUCAGACUGUGUGUCAUGACCCCAGUGGAGACCAUGGAAGAGGUACUGAAACGCCUGAAGAACUUCCACCUGCACUUCCUCAAGGAGUUCUCCUGAAAACUGGCUUCACCUUACAGUCCAAUGAUGAAUAAUACAUUUAACUUCAGACACAAUCACAGUACAGAGAAGAAAAUUGCAACCAGUAACAUUUUUUUAACAUCUUUAUCUUUCAACAGACCAUAAUUAAAUAAUAAAUUAAGACAACACAUGACCUGAGUUGAACAAUUCUGGAUUUGGAUAGAACAAAGAUGGGCGUGAGCGGCUUUUAAUAUAAUUAUUAUGCUUCAAGUCAUGCAUGUACACAGAAAAAGCAUAUUCUCCGUAUUUUGUCAAACUUCGGCAUUAGAGAAUGAAAAUACGUGUCUCAGACAGUGUAGAUCCCCUCUAAAUACUCAGAAAGACUCUUCUUAACAAUAAGAACUUUACCUUGUUAGGAUCUGCCAUUGUGGGGCAGAGAUAUUGGAACUAAGGGGAUAAGUCAAAGUUGACAUUUUUAAGGUAAGGAUAGAUUUUGGCCAUAUUCAUUAACAUCCGAAUGUAUACUUAAAUACCAGUACCUGUAAAAUUGCAAAGUCCGUCAUGUCAAUUCAAUACUUACUAUGACUGUGAUAUGUGUUUGUCUCACCUAGCUAUCAUAAAAUGAAUGCAUUAACUGUAAGUCGCUCUGCAUAAGA
Molecule: messenger RNA, 2100 nt
Organism: Salvelinus namaycush (lake trout)
Lineage: Eukaryota; Metazoa; Chordata; Actinopteri; Salmoniformes; Salmonidae
Product: alanine aminotransferase 2-like
Exons: 10
Coding region: 173-1483 (436 amino acids)
Biological process (GO): biosynthetic process
Molecular function (GO): L-alanine:2-oxoglutarate transaminase activity; pyridoxal phosphate binding
Source: RefSeq, a predicted model, not a curated record